UAGGAUUCCAAUUCCCUCACAGUCGCAUUCCAGCGCUAUUUCUCUUUCAAUCUCUUCAAUUUCCUUUGGUUGUCUCUGCCAUCGCUACCUAGGUGCUGCCAUUACUGCAUAGCUUUGUGUAAUCAUCGCCGUUAUUAUCAAUUCAAGUAAUAAGGAAAAUGUCUACCAAUAUUGAAGCUAUAUCUAGUGUUAAUGAGUACGAUGGAACUGAACCCCCUAUCGAACAAUUAUUUACCGAUAGUGAUGAAGAAUAUGAUGUUAAUAAGGAUCAAUGCGUAGAGAGUUAUUUGGAUAAUGAGGAGUGGAAUGAAGAUGACUACACUUCAGAGGAAGAAGGUGAAGUAGAAGUUAACAUAGAGAAUGAAGGUGAGAUAAUGAAAAGAUUUGAUGUUGAAGAUAAUGAAAAGAUUAGUCUAGAAAAGUUUAUGAUAUUUGUUGACGUACAUGAGUUCAGGAGUGUAUUGAGAGAUUACAUAAUUCAAGAGAAUUUUGAUAUAAUAAGAGUGAAAAAUGAGAAAGCAAGAGUGACUGCCAUUUGUGCUUCUGAAGGUUGUCCUUGGAGGAUUCAUGCUUCUCCUUCUCCGGAUGGUAUUGCUUUUAUGAUCAAGAGUUAUGAGCCAAGGCAUACUUGUAUUAGAAAAUUUGAAAAGAGAAAUGCUAAUUCUACAUGGAUAGCAAAAAAGUUAAAACAAUCUUUAAAUGCUGAUCCAAAUAUGAGCUAUGAACUCAUGUCUAAUGAAUUGAUUACCAAGUUUGGAGUUGAAGCCCAUCCUAAGCAAUUAUAUAGGGCCAGAAGAAAAGGAAGGGAAGAAGUUGAAGGUUCUCAUGCUUUAAGUUAUAAGAAAAUAGUUAAGUUUGCUAAUUUGUUACUAGAAAAAAAACAGGGGGGGAGCAUAGUAAGAUUGGAGUACUAUGAUCAAAUGACAUUGGAAGAGGAAAAUCGUACUUUCAAAAUGAUUGUUACACAAUAA
Messenger RNA from Arachis ipaensis, 971 nucleotides. The record is from RefSeq and is a predicted model, not a curated record. NCBI's taxonomy places the organism in Eukaryota, Viridiplantae, Streptophyta, Magnoliopsida, Fabales, Fabaceae.